Molecule: messenger RNA, 2600 nt
Organism: Asterias rubens (European starfish)
Lineage: Eukaryota; Metazoa; Echinodermata; Asteroidea; Forcipulatida; Asteriidae
Product: platelet binding protein GspB-like
Exons: 9
Coding region: 177-2600 (807 amino acids)
Source: RefSeq, a predicted model, not a curated record
UGAACUUCCCCAGGAAACCUGUGCCUCAUCCUACUGGAAACACAGAACCAAGUUUCGUUAAAGUGACCCCAAAAUCAGAAUCAAGCUCUUUGAAUGUGAUAGUGACCCCUGACCCAACUCCUUUGGUGUCAGAAAAUAUCAAGGAGAAACCAUGUACUGCAUCUCUGGGUAAAACAAUGCCACCUCUACCAGAAGAACCUGUCUCGGAAGACCAUGGUGGAGAAGAAACCGUCGUCACGUCCCAAGAAGCUCCAGCUGUAAAAUCUGAUAAGACUGUGUCAAGCAUUGCAGAUAAAUCUCACAGAAAAGGAUGGCCUGACUUGGAAGAUAAAAUAGCUUUAGAUGCACAGUCGUCUUUGCUGUUACAAAAAGAGAAAGAUACACCUUCUGAAGUUAAGAAAGAAGGGGCAACAGAUGAAGAUGCUGAACCAACCUCCAAGCUGAAGAAAGGCAUCGCCGAACAAGAGAGCUCCACGCAAGAAGCUGAUAAAUGUGUAGUAAAGGAUGUUAGUGAGCGAAGAUCUGUGUCCAUGCUUGACAGCUCGAUGUCUAAAGAGACAGAAACUACUAAGAUCUCAGCGGCUGGCCAAUUUCCAUCUGAUCAUCGUUCCACAACUUGCUCUGCAUCUUCCGCUUGCUCAGCAGCCUCGGCAUCAUCAUCUGCAUCUGCGUCUUCCGGAACUUCUGCAACCUCCACCUCCAGUAAUUCCAGCUCAGGGUCCUCUGAAUCCAGUAUCGGAAAGUCAUUCUUCAAUACCUCUCAUCUCGGAUCCUCAACACCGAAGAGGACGAAAUCGCCCAAAAACUGCACCCCUGUGGAGAAUCUGUACGACUCUUGGUCCCUCAGUUUAGAGAACAAAGGCGUUUCCCCAUUGACAGAUAGGAGAAAAGGUCAGAAAAACUCGGUCGUAAGUAACAAAAGCUCCGGUUACUAUGCAGAAAUUUCAGAAUUCAUUUCUACCGAUAAUCUCGGUAACUCUUCUAUCCGCCUUGGUGAGAGUCAAAGUAUGGUUGUUGUGCCACCGCCACUGCAGUUCUGUGGUUCCAUACGUAACAAAGCAAGAGAGCCAGUGGUUUAUGUUAACCUUCCCACGCAGAAUGGGCUUGGCCGAAAAUCCAAGCGUAAUCACACCGUAGAGAGGGAGUAUGUUGAUCCAAACGAGGAGAUUACGGACACCCCUGCUGCCAGCCUCCUGGACAGUUCUAAAUAUAAGGGAUCCACAACCAGCCUGAAUAAGACCUCCUGUAAUGAGUAUGAAACCCCGAUUAGUAUUGGAACAACAGCGACCCAGACGGAGUUUAAACUAUGCACUGGAUUGUGUGAAUGCGCAGAUCUUGUGUGUGAGCCAGCUCAGGUUGAGGGAAUGGUGACGGAGAUCAAGCAGGAGAGGAACAUGAGGUUGGUCUCGGAGCAGCUGGUGAAGAUGGUUGAGAUUGAGGUGAAGGAACUGAAAGAGGAUCUUCUGGAGAAAAAGAAGGAGCUUUCAUUGGCCAGGGAUGAAAAAUGCAGUGCACAGGGUGAGCUCAGAGAGGCAACCAAAAUUGCCGCUCAGUACAGAGUACAAGUAGCAGAGUUAGAGAAGAGCCUAGCUAAGGCCAGAAAGGAGAUAGCCAACCUUGAGAAAGGGCGAACAGGUGAAAGUGGGGAGACGUGCUCAUCCGUCAGCCCAAAGGAGCAAGAGGGUGAUCUUGAUCGGAAGAUUGCCGAGGCUAAAGACACUGAAGCCAAAGCUAGAUUGGAAGUUGUCCAGACAGAGCUGCUUACAUCCAAAGAUGAAGUCAACCAACUGCUGUCUCGCUUGGCCCAAGCAAGUCGAGAAAAGGCAGAGAUGGUGUCUGGUACAAUUCACAGGGAGUUAGUCCGAAUGGCCGAGGACCGAGCUAAUAAUGCCGAGGCAAGAGCCCUUGCUCUUGAACAUGAGCUAAGACGCUUGCUGGAGUCAAAAGAUCGCAAUGUGAACACCUUCCCAAGAUCCUCCUCACCGAAGCCACCACAAAUCCCACCCCGCAUGAAUGACAUCAUCAUAAAGCCAAUGACGUCAGUCGGGAUUCGAACCUCACCCAAACACUUCCAGAAGCACAAUUCGACCGCCUCUGCCAUACCCAGCACGUACAGCAGUGGUAAUCUCGGAGGCAAGACUGCCGAAGCAGCGGUGGUGAGGAGUACGGCAGGCAGGACGGGAAACAAACGAGCAAAGGCACACAAUAGGUCGUGGUCGCCGAGUCGCCUGCGGAAGGUAGAGGCAAGCAAAGCCAACAAGGAGGUUAAGAAUGAGGAGGAAAAGGAAGUAAAAAAUUCAGGAAAGGUGUCCUUCCUCCAGAGGGUUCAAUCGAGGGUCUCCAGUGCCCAGACGAAGACAGAGGUUCAAAAGUCACUCUUCAACCGCAUGCAGUCAAGAUUCUUUGCAAAGACACCGAAAACUGUCGCGACGGCGGCGCCGCCAUCAAACUGCGAGCUACCGGAUGUGUCCAGUCUAGUGGAAGGCUCAACUAAGUCAGAGUACGAGAUCCCGAUGGAGCCGGUCCAGAGAUUCACUCGGACGCCAUUGAUUCGAGUGGAAAAGGGAGUGGUUAAUGGGGGUGGGCACAUAGUGAUAUAG